UUGUGUGCAAAUAUGCGCCAAACCCCUCGAGAUAUAAAGGCGUCAAUGUGUUCGUGCGCUCGUGAGGGUUUGCAUUGGGGGAGGGGACCCCUCCACAUCACUAAGUGUGUGUGGAUGGCGUGGGCUUCUCUCCUCCUAACCGCACAGCAUCAUCACUCAGCUCACAGCAAAGACUCGUAGGCAUCCUCCUCCUCCUCCUCAUCGUCAUCACCACCAUCUCCGGGCUGAAGAGGGAUCACAUCGCAGGAAUAAAGACAUAAGAGGAGCCUGUUGUCAGUCAAGUGACUGACAGCUUUUUAAGUCCGUGAGGUGUAUCCUGAACACACUGAAGCUUCAGGUGGCCUCUCCUCUAAAUCUUUGACCACUUUUGCAUCUUCUGAACCUCUUUAAAAUGGAGGACGGCUACCAAAACCGGACUGCCUUUAUAAAAGGCGCCAAAGACAUUGCCAAAGAAGUCAAGCGGCAAGCAUCUAAGAAGGUCGGCCGUUCAGUGGAUCGGGUGAGCGAUCAGUACAGCAAGCGCUCCUACAACCGGUUUGAAGAGGAUGAUGAUGAUGACUACCCCACUCAGGGAAGCCAGGAUGGAGGUUAUUACCGUGGAGACAGCCAGGCGGCCAAUGACGAUGAGGGCGGCCACAGUGACUCAACAGAGGGUCAUGAUGAGGAUGAUGAGAUCUACGAGGGUGAGUACCAAGGAAUUCCCCGGGCUGAAUCAGGCAAGGCCAGCCUGGCUGGAGGUCCGGGCUCAGUGACGGCCGGCGCUCAGCAAUUCACAGAUAUCGGAGUGUCCGAGGCAGAGAGGAGGAAAGACCAGGAAGAGCUGGCUCAACAGUACGAGACCAUUUUACAAGAAUGUGGUCACGGGAAGUUCCAGUGGAGCCUGUACUUUGUGCUGGGGCUGGCUCUCAUGGCAGACGGUGUGGAGAUCUUCGUGGUCGGGUUCGUCCUGCCCAGCGCUGAGAAGGAUAUGUGCCUGUCUGAACCUAACAAAAGCAUGCUAGGUCUGAUUGUAUAUUUUGGGAUGAUGGUUGGGGCUUUCCUCUGGGGGGCCCUGGCUGACCGGAUAGGCCGUCGCCAGUCUCUUCUCAUCUCUCUCUCCAUCAAUAGUGUCUUCUCCUUCUUCUCCUCCUUCGUCCAGGGCUACAGCACCUUUCUGUUUUGCCGACUCCUCUCAGGUGUUGGGAUUGGUGGCUCGAUUCCCAUCGUGUUUUCCUACUAUUCUGAAUUUCUGUCCCAAGAGAAGCGCGGUGAGCACCUCAGUUGGCUCUGCAUGUUCUGGAUGAUUGGGGGAAUAUACGCAUCCGCAAUGGCCUGGGCUAUAAUCCCACAUUAUGGAUGGAGUUUCCAGAUGGGCUCGGCAUAUCAGUUCCAUAGCUGGCGUGUGUUUGUGUUAGUGUGCGCAUUUCCUUCUGUGGCAGCCAUCGCUUCCCUCAGUGCCAUGCCAGAGAGCCCACGCUUCUACUUAGAGAAUGGCAAACAUGAUGAAGGCUGGAUGAUUCUGAAGCAAGUUCACGACACUAACAUGCGAGCAAAGGGACACCCAGAGAAGGUGUUUUCUGUCACCACAAUUAAGACAGUGAAACAAAUGGAUGAGUUGGUGGACACUGGCACCGAUACUCCAGUCCUGAAACGCUACAGGCUAAAGAUUAUGAGCCUCUCCCAACAGAUUCGGAAUAACAUUGUUGCCUGCUUCAACCCAGAAUACAAACGGACGACUUUCAUGCUCAUGGCUGUUUGGUUUACCAUGUCUUUCAGCUAUUACGGUCUGACAGUGUGGUUCCCAGACAUGAUCAAGUACAUCCAGAAGCAGGAAUAUGAAUCACGCACAAAGACCUUCAGUGGGGAACGAGUGGAGCAUAUCACUUUUAACUUCACCCUGGAAAACCAAAUUCAUCUUGAAGGACACUAUUUUAAUGACAAGUUCCUCAACUUGAAGAUGAAGUCAAUGGUGUUUGAAAACUCUGUGUUUGAGGAGUGCUACUUUGAGGACAUCACCUCCACACACACCAUAUUCAGAAACUGCACCUUUGUUGCAAGUUUGUUCUAUAACACAGAUUUGUUCAAAUACCGGAUGGUCAACUGUAAACUGGUCAACAGCACAUUCCUCCACAACAAGGAGGGCUGCAUGCUCGACUUCAGCGAUGAUUUCAACAAUGCCUACAUGAUAUACUUUGUCAACUUCCUUGGCACGUUGGCGGUGUUGCCUGGCAACAUUGUGUCAGCUCUAUUAAUGGACAAAAUUGGGCGUUUAAGGAUGCUGGCGGGAUCCAGUGUCAUAUCUUGUGUCAGCUGUUUCUUCCUGAUGUUCGGCAACAGUGAGUCGGGGAUGAUCGCCCUCUUGUGUCUGUUUGGGGGUAUCAGCAUUGCCUCAUGGAACGCCCUGGAUGUGAUAACAGUGGAGCUCUACCCCUCCGAUAAAAGGACCACAGCGUUUGGCUUCCUGAAUGCCCUCUGUAAGCUGGCGGCCGUCCUGGGCAUCAGCAUCUUCCAGUCAUUCGUCGGCAUUACCAAGGCUGUACCCAUCUUAUUUGCCGCUGGCGCACUCGCUGCAGGUAGUUUCCUUGCAACCAAGUUGCCUGAAACACGAGGCCUAGUUUUGCAGUAAAACAAAAUGACCAACAGUGGGCAGCAGAGCACAGCCAGCGUGUGUGUUCGACAACCAAUGAGCCCGAACAUCCCUGAGAACUUCAGUGCUGCCCGUCACACACACCAACUGAGCUGACUGCCAUCCCCAUUGUAAGCGCAGAAUCCUUUGAAAUAUGGAUUGCAUCAUUCAAAGUCUAUACAGCAAUUAAGAGAAGAGCACACAGAUGUAGAAAUAAUUACCUGUGUCAUGAUAACACAACUACAUCUGAAUGAUAACACUUUCAGCUGCACUGUUAGUUACAAAAAACAUCUCCAAAGUGUAACAUCCACAGCGUGAUGCAGUAAAAAAUUGUGGUGUGCAGUAAGGAUAACAAGAUCAUUCCUGGGAGUUUUCUCUCACUAGCCCACAGAUAAUAUCAAACACAUUUGAGAAGACAGAGAUGUCAAAUGAAGAGACAAGACAGAAAAAAAGCCAUUUAUGGGGGAACAUGAACAGAUUUAGUCUAUAUAAGCUAUCAGUUUUUGAAUAUGACUGCAGUGUUUUUCUUUCUCGUCUGUCCGCAACCUCAGCGACUGGCUUUCAGUGCUGCUUUCUUAUUUGCUGCUUGUACAGUUUAUUUCCAUCCAGGCUGAUGCUUGUGCUUUGACGAUGUUGUUCUUUGAAGAGAUCUCACAAUUUAAUGGUAAAUAUAUUUUCUCUAACAAACAAAUGCCCAUGACCUUCGACCACCGCCUAGCCAGUUUCUACCAAAAAAUAUGAUAACAUGCCAGUGACACUUGAUUAAUUCAGAAACAAAGAAAGUCAUUUUCCUUGUCACUUCAUAAAUUCAGUCUACUCCUCUAUUGGCAGCCUCAAAACACAGACAAGGAAAGAUGCAUUUCACAGGAUUCUCUGUUGUAAAUGGGAUAAGUUGGAUUCAGCUCCUCAGUGUUUAGUGUUAAACUAAUGUUUUCCCUCCCUGGUGUUGAACCAUACAGCUGUGGCGCUGUCAUGUUUGCAACACAGGGACGUCUGAGGGACGGAUUUUGGUCAAGUGCUAGAUGCAGAACAGAUACUAUAGUGUAUUAUUGCCUAAAUUGGUCUUGUGUGUAUGCAUGUGUGUGUCUUUGUUAUGUGAGACAAGAGAACGCGUCCAUUUAAUUCAAUUCAGUGCAGCCAUGUAGAACAUAACUUACUGAUCCAACAGCAGAAUGUACGGAACACCGGUCCCCACCUAAUUUAUAUCAAAUAGAACACAUUAUUUAUCUUCAAGUGCCACUCCAACAAAUUUUUCUACAUGCAGGAUAGUUUUCUGAUAUUUCAGAUAUAUGAUUUAAAAGAAAAUAAUCUCUAGCUCCAACUGAUAUGCAUAGCUGUGUUAAUUAGCCUUAAUGUGAACACAAGUUAUUUGGUUGAGUGUGAAGUUUGACAAAAGGUUUUCUGCAGAGCUUCCCACAGCAUCUGUUUCUUAGCAGAUUGCUUUGUGUUUGUAGGGAAAGAAAGCUCUGCAAAAAAAGCUACUAAAUUGACUUCAACAUUAUUAUUUUUUUUUCAUUGUCAUUUGUAUUUUUUGUAUUUUCCUGUUUGGCCUCAUACUAACAAUGCAGUAUUGUUUCUUAAAAUUGUGUUAAUGCCCCUUAAGAGUCAUGAAGUGACUUCAUUAUUCUCAUAAGCACAAAUCAAAUGGGACCAACAGAAGAAGAAUCAGUGAAAAACAGUCAUAUUGAUCCGGUAGUGCAGCACAAAGGGAAAACAGAGAUUACAAAUCCCUUCUCUAAUUUCAUGUUAAGGGCUUGUGUACCUUUUACUGCAUUCUUUUGUGACAGAAAUGAAGUUAUCCCUCACUGUGUUCCUGUAUGAGAUAAGUACACAAGAAAAAUGCCUUCAUAAUAUUGUGACUUGUGUGUGACCAAAUUGGACACAAUCGCUCUAAAGAAAAGCUGAGUACCAUUAUUUAUACAUAUCACUACUUCGGUAUAAUUUCUCAAAAGGUAUACAUAUAUAUGUUGCUGACAAUCAGUGGGUGAGUAUGUGGGUGCUGCUGUUGCACAGUAGAGUAUGUUGUUAGACCUAAAGACGUCAUCUGGAUUGUGUAUGAGUAUGUGUCUGUGUGUGUGUGAGAGAGAAAGACUUUAAAAGAAUAAUUCAACAUUUUGAUAAGUGUGCUUAUUCAUUUUAUUGCAGAGAGUCAGAUGACAAGAUUGAUACCACCAUGUCUCAGUUCAAAUGCAACACAAGCGGAAGAAAUAGUUUGGCACAUAUCCUUGUUAAAAAAACUUGUUUUUACAUUUUAGUUUUUAUGGAUUAAAUAAAAUGGACAUGUUAUGUUUGUUUUUUGUAAUUAGUGAGCUUUAGAGGUGUAAGUAAGUGGAUUUUGUUACCUUUGGAUUCAGCCAGGCGAGCUGUUUCCUUUGGUUUCCAGUGUUAAUGCUAAACUAAGAUUUAUAUGUAGAUACAGUCAUUAAAGCAGUAUCAAUUUAACUCCUAAAGAAAAAGAGCAUUUACCAAAAUGUAAAACUAUUCCUUUAAUGCUGUCCAAUCUGGCUUGCAUUCUAAGGGAUCAAAUCUCUCCUUCACUUUCUUGUGCGUAUCACACAUAAACGCCUUGUUCACGUUGGAGAGACUGUUUGGAUGUGCCGUUAUUGUACUGAUGUGUGUGUGUAUGUGUGUGUGUGCGUAAGCUGAGUCUAAAUUGUCUUUCACAUAUUUUUCUACUUUUUUGUGUUGCGGUGUUUUCAUCCCUGCGAUGAAAACACAGCUCAGUUGGGGACCACGGAAAUAUAUUUACACUAAGAGAAGAA
This is a messenger RNA of Etheostoma spectabile (orangethroat darter), 5367 nucleotides long. RefSeq names its product synaptic vesicle glycoprotein 2A. NCBI's taxonomy places the organism in Eukaryota, Metazoa, Chordata, Actinopteri, Perciformes, Percidae. Gene Ontology annotation, cellular component: synaptic vesicle membrane; neuron projection. The record is from RefSeq and is a predicted model, not a curated record. Gene Ontology annotation, molecular function: transmembrane transporter activity. The transcript has 13 exons. The coding region runs from base 392 to 2605 and encodes 737 amino acids. Gene Ontology annotation, biological process: chemical synaptic transmission; transmembrane transport.